AUGUUUUUCGAAAUAGAAUAUAUUUUUUUUCUUUUCGUGCAUUGCACUGAGAACAAACAAACUAAUUUUGAGAAUGGGAAUCGAGUGAAUCUAACCUAAAUAGAAACAUAAACCAAUUAAAAUGAGCCCCAAACAAUGUUCCAAGAAAUUCUUUUGCAUUUCCACGGCGGCCGUUCUUUCCUUCGCCGUCCUCAUCUCCCUCAUCCUCCUUUUCGCCCUUAGACCCACCUCCCAUCACCACCAGGCGUCGGAAUCUGGCAUCGUCCCCUCCGGUUUGCCUCCCUCCGUCCGUAAUGCUUGCAAGUUCUCGAAUGACACAGCAGCUUGCGAAUAUGCAAUCGCUAGCUCCGGGCAGUUGCCCAAGGACCCGACGGCGCUGCAGAUCAUCGAGGCCGUCGUUGGCGUAUCUUCCAAAAACCUCACGACGGCCAAAUCCAUGGUGGACGAUAUCUUGAAGGAGUCCGUGGGCAACCUGAACCGGUCAGUCACGGCCAAAACGUGUCUCGAAACGUUCGGAUACGCGGAAAAUCGGAUGAGAUCUGUGGAGAAAGCUCUCCGGGGUGGGGAGAUCAAGGACGCCCGGGCGUGGAUGAGCGCCGUCGUCGGGUACCAAUACGGCUGCUGGUCGUCGCUCAAGCGCGUGAACGACACCGAGAAGGUGAACACCGCGAUGGCGUUCAUGUGGUCGCUCCUCGGACUGACCAGCGACGCGCUGGGCAUGUUGGUGAACUACGACCGCAUCGGGAAUGAAACCGGGUCGUGGCGGCUGCCGGAAACAGAGCGUGACGGCUUCUGGGAGAAGGACGGCAGAUCCGGGUCCGGGUCGGCAACCGGCGGAGGAGUUCCCAGUGGGUUGAUCCCGAACGUGACGGUGUGCCUCCAAAAGAGCGGCUGCCACUACCAGAAAGUGCAGGACGCCGUGAACGCCGCGCCGGAUUUCAUCUCGGCGGGGAAGUUUGUGAUUCAGAUAAAGGCGGGAGUUUACGAGGAGAUCGUUCGGGUGCCGUUUAAUAAAACGAAUGUGGUGUUUUUAGGGGAAGGCAUGGGCAAAACUGUCAUUACAGGAAACUUGAGUGUGGGUCUCCCUCCUUUCAACACCACAUACCACUCCGCCACCGUUGCUGUGGUAGGGGACGGAUUCAUGGCCAGGGAUCUGACCAUCCGAAACACCGCACCCGCCGGAGCUCACCAAGCCGUUGCCUUCCGAUCAGACAGCGAUCAUUCCAUUGUAGAAAGCUGCGAGUUCCUGGGCAACCAAGACACUCUCUGCGCCAACUCUCUUCGCCAGUACUACAAGUCCUGCCGCAUCCAAGGCAACGUCGACUUCAUCUUCGGGAGCGGGGCGGCCGUCUUCCAUGACUGUCGAAUAUUCGUGACCCCCCGGCAGGAAGAUCCGGAAAAGCCGGCGGACAAUGCUGUGACGGCACACGGUAGGAUUUACCCCGGCCAGUCGACCGGCUUUGUCUUUCAAAACUGCACCGUCAACGGGACCGAGGAGUACAUGGAAUUGUUCCGCAAGAGUCCGGAUUCGUUCAACGCAACGUAUCUGGGGAGGCCAUGGAAGGAAUACUCGAGGACGGUGUUUAUACAGUGUACGCUGGAGGGUCUUGUUUCUCCGGCGGGGUGGAUGCCGUGGGACGGGGAGUUUGCGUUGGAGACGAUUUACUAUGGGGAGUUAAAUAAUACUGGCGCCGGAGCUGGCACGGCGGAACGGGUGAAAUGGAGUAGCCGGAUUCCGGCAGAGCAUGUCCACUCCUACUCUCUUGACAACUUCAUUCAAGGUCAUCUAUGGAUCCCAUUAUCUCAAUGAUUAAAUUUGUGAAGAAAGCUUAGAGGCUUUU
This is a messenger RNA of Cuscuta campestris, 1841 nucleotides long. Lineage: Eukaryota; Viridiplantae; Streptophyta; Magnoliopsida; Solanales; Convolvulaceae. The record is from the annotation of a GenBank genome assembly.